AAAGCCUCCACGCCGACGCUGACCUCCCCUUCUCUUCCCACCUCCUCCACUCCUCCGCCUCAAAGCCGCCAAGAACAGCAAGAAAAGUUGCCAAACUCCAUCGAGAAAUCUUCGAAGCAUCUCGCUCUUGGAAGUCGGAGCACCACCGCCGGUUCGUUGUUGCUGCGGAUCGAAUCGCGGAGCAGAGCAGGGGGUGGAUGGGGAGCAGGGUGAAGGAGGAGGAGAGGAACGAGAGGGCCAUCCGGGCCCUGCUCAAGCUGCCCGGCAACCGCCGCUGCAUCAACUGCAACAGCCUGGGACCACAAUACGUAUGCACAAGCUUCUCAACUUUCGUCUGUGUUAGUUGCAGCGGAAUACAUCGGGAGUUCACUCAUCGUGUAAAAUCAAUAUCAAUGGCUAAAUUUACUUCUCAAGAAGUUUCUGCUCUUCAAGAAGGGGGAAACGAGCGUGGUAAGGAAAUAUAUUUGAAACAUUGGGACUUCCAAGGACAGCCUCUUCCUGACAUUAGUGAUGUAGAUAGGCUCAGAAACUUCAUCAAGAUUGUAUAUGUUGACCGAAGGUUCACAGCAGAAAGAAUUGGUAACCAUCAACCACAAGCGAAGGGUAGUCGGGAUGACACUUACAGAAACAACAAUAUAGAUUCAUCCAGGGGAGUUCAAAGAGGCCCAUAUGGUGGAACUUCUGAAGAUAAUCACGGUCCACAGCAUAGCACAGCAAGCACCUCAGAAGACCAAAACAAUCUCAAUAAGCAUCCAGUACCUGCUAAAGUGGAUCAAAAGAAUAGAACCACUACAGAAAGGGAAAAUGCCAACACUGGGAAACAUCAAUACCUGGAUGGACUUCAAAAGACAGGUGGAAGCUCAGAAAAUAAUCUUAAGGAUACGACCAAAUCAGUAUCUUCUGUGGUUGAACCUUCCAAAGAAACUAAUAGAAAAGUUCUGCCUAUAAGGCUUCCUGACCCUCCUAGAUCUCAUAAAGCCACAACAUCUACCACUCCUGCUGAAAUACAGAAAGUAGUGCCACCGAGGGCUGCUGAUCCCAGUUCAAAAACUACAACAGAUGUUAAAUUAGAAAUAUCGAAAAGUUUGAUUGACUUUGAUUCAGAUUUCGAGCCUCAUCAAGGUUUUGGUCAAACUGAAGUGCAGAAGAGCUCACCUUUACCUGAUGUUGGUUGGGCUACUUUUGAUGACACUACUCCUAAAAACGCUACAGCCACUUCAAUUUCCAGUACCAAUUCUUUGAACGGUCCGCUGGUUCAGAUCCUAAAUUCUGUCUCAGCACCUCAAAUUAGUUUUCCAACCAGGCAAAGUACCAAGUCCUUGUCUUUUUCCCAAGCAAAUAACGGCAGUCAGCAGAACCAGUUCUUUUUCCGCCCCACAGAUAAUAUCCAGUCUUACAGUUCUCCACUAAACAGAGCUAAUAGUGCUCCGGUUAAUAGCCAGUUGUGGGGAGCCGCAUCGCAAGCAUCAAUACAAGGGAGCCAUGCUCUUCCUUCAAAUCAUGGCUCAAAUAUAUUGGCAGGAACACUAGCAUCACAGAGACCUGCUGUGGACACCACAUCUAGUAGAGGAAAGGCACUUCCAGAGGAUAUUUUUACCAUGAGUUACCACCCAUAUGCUGCAAACUGGGAUUGGAGAGCAAAUCCUCAGUUAAAUAUGGGAUAUGGACAAUACAACAUGCAAUAUCCUGUAGGAGCUGCCAAUAUCUUUUUUUUUUCCAUCUAUGUACAGUUCCCUUCUUUGUCUUCCAUGCGAGGAGCAUUACCGCAUACGGGUAGUACUUCAAUGCUGCCGCGUGCUCCAUUCACAGGAUUUGUUAAUUCUGAUCUGAUAACUCCACAAAUUCUGCCACCAAUGACGACGAACAACCAUCAGUUCAUAGUCCAACAACAUGAUGUUAAGGUUACACAUCAGAUGCAGAAUGCCAGUUUCCCCAUCAACCAAAGUCAUUUGCCCCAAGUUGGUGGAAACCCCUUUUUUUAACACUUUUCUGAUGCCUCCUGUGUUUAGCUGCGUAUUUUAAGCAAUCUUAUGUCAAGUGUAAGUGUUAUGGAAAUAGUAAACAAUGGAAGAGUGAAGCAUAUUGCCCUGCAUUUCUAAUACCGAAAUGGCAAGAAAUAGCCAAUCGAGUUCUUGUGUGACAUCCAAAAUGUAAAACCCAGAUAGUACUGUAAAUUGAAUUCAGUUUUAGUCUCUCCCUAGGGGAUGUGGUUGUAUAUUGUAUCAGCACUCCAAAUGUUCAGUAAAACAAGUUUUGGUCAUUUUAAUGUUCA
Messenger RNA from Oryza sativa Japonica Group (Japanese rice), 2272 nucleotides. The record is from RefSeq and is a predicted model, not a curated record. Lineage: Eukaryota; Viridiplantae; Streptophyta; Magnoliopsida; Poales; Poaceae.